AUGUCCGACCUUUCAGAAAACACGACAGAACCAAGCACUAGAAAAGCUACGUUUGACCGACUACUAAAGGCAUUAGGACUUGAGGACAAAUAUCCCAGAAAGAUUACAAUGAAGGAUGUCACAACUAUUGAUCUACUAGAAGGGCAGACUGAAGAUCCAUCAGAAGUUAAUUUAUGUGAUAUACCUCAAAGGUUUCUAAAACAACUUUUGACUUCAAACAGUGAAGCUAGGGAUCUAUUGGUGCCGGCAAGCAAAGAGGAAGAUACUGAUUUUGAUACAGACGACUUAGAGCUGUUGGGCAUAGAUGAUACCUCAGAUUCGAACGAUAUAAGUCCUUUAGAUAUUCUAAUUGUAGUAUUUCAGUGUUGCGACCCAAUGUUACAACAAAUGAUAUGUCAGAAAAUGUAUCUUUGUAAAAUAGCAGUUCCAUUUUCCUAUGUUAUCUGGGAGGGUAACAAUUCACGAUUUGAAAUUCCUGUAUGGCCUUUGAGAUCUCUAACAUUAGGAUGCAGUAUAUACAAUGCAGAUACCCCAGUUUCUAAUAACGAAUUUGACAUUCUGAGUUUAUCAACAAAAGUAGUAGCUUUUUCAAGGUUUUGUCGUCCUAAUUACUCUAAGUCUGCACUUUUGAAUAAAAUUCUGUCUGACCAAGGGCAUAGUACCUUUUUUCACAAGGAUUGUCCUUCUGGUGCUACUCGGAGAAUUGUAAGUAAUGGUUAUAUUGAACAGUUUUGGCUCCCGACAAUUGAUGAAAGUAAGGACAAGUUUAAAGAUGCAUUGACAUUUUUGAAUAUACGGGGGGCGAUAGAAGAACUCGAUGACAGCCGUUUAAACUUCCUAUCUUCAUUUGUUGACGUCAUGGUAAUGGUAGUUGAUCAGCGCUCUACUGUAGCGCUUAAAAGUGAAGUAGAAAAUAUGUUGCUAAAAUUUCCAAAAGUCAUUCUAAUAAUUGCCAGCCCGCUACAAAAAUGUGAUGCAAAAUUGCUCAAAGAAAUGCAAACAAGAAAAAAGUCCAAAGAUAAAGAUUCUAAUUUGAAUGUAAUCUCAACGCAUAAAAGUGGCACUGAACGAAACUCUGUCGAUAUGGCUUUAACUAUAAGUAAGGCUAUUCGCAGUGAGAAUGAACAUAACAUCUCAAAACCACUAGAAGACCGUUUAAUUGAAACUCAAACCCACAUGUGUACCAUCGAUGAAAAUGAAUCUACAUGUCAACUUGGUAGAAAAGAAGCAGAAAUUAUCAUCAAUGCUAUGAAAGAAGAUGGGGAAGCACGGGUAUGGAAGAGAGCUGUUACACCUGUGCAAUACACAUCUGUCCCUAAAUUGGGAAAUUUGAUAAAACAACACUGUAGAUCACAAGAUUUAACUGAAACAAGUAAAAUGGAGUCAGAAAUAGAACAACUGAGGCACGCACAAACUAAAAUGGUAUCGAAAAGUUUGAGAACGUUUCUAAAUGCACUAACAAGUAAGACUAAAUCAAAGGGUGAAAUUGCUUACUUUCUUGGAUGGUUGCAUUAUUUCAUUGAACGAGAGAAACGGACAGUAUUGCCUGAACUUAUGGAGAAGAGAAAGAACGCAUGGGAACAAUUAAAGUAUAUGGAGGAAAGCGGAAGCUCAAAUAAGAAGAGCAUUGAGGAACAGAAAGAACUAAUAAAGAAAAUAAAAACAGAAGUUGACGAAGCUUCGUUUUCUAUCGAGCACAUUAAUCGAGAAAUUGGUCAUAUAUAUAAUGCAGCAUUCAAGACGAACACAGAUAAUCGUGCAAUUGGAUUGCCGCCACUUCCUGAUGUUGUUGAAGUCUAUGCAAGUUUAGUUGCUAAUGGCCAACCGCUCGAAGUUAUUGAUGGCGAUAGUUCAUACAUGCCAUAUGAGUGGCUAAAAAAUAUUUUAGCUCGCGUGAACCAACUUUUAGGUAAAAAUACAAUACUGGCACUGAGCGUUCUUGGAAUCCAGAGCUCUGGCAAAUCUACAUUACUAAAUACAAUGUUUGGAUCACAAUUUUCAACCAAAACUGGUAGAUGCACUAAAGGAAUACAUAUGCAACUUGUGCCGGUGAAUACAAUACCAAAGCAGACAUAUCAGAAUAACUUUGAUUACAUUCUUGUUGUUGACACUGAAGGUCUAUGUUCUCCUGAACUUAACAGUCUUGAUUAUGAACAUGACAAUGAGUUAGCUACAGUCAUAACAGGUAUUGGUGAUAUGACAUUGUUAAACAUAAUGGGAGAAAAUACCAGUGAAAUAAAGGAUAUCUUGGAAAUAGUCGUGCAUGCAUUUCUUCGCCUUAAACUUUCAAACAAAAGUAUCGACUUACAAAAGAGCUGCAUAUUUAUACAUCAGAAUGUAACAGAACCAUCGGCGUCAGCGCACAUGUCCGAAGGAUUGAACAAACUUGUGAGCGACCUUGACAAAAUGACAGAAAUUUCAGCUCAUAGUGAAGGUAUUGAAGGAAUAAGCAAAUUUAAUCAAGUAAUUGCAUUUGACCAGAAAUCACAGGUGUGGUAUCUCAACAACCUUUGGCAAGGUAAUCCUCCAAUGGCUAAAGUAAAUGUUGGGUACAGCAGUAGAGUUGUCGAACUAAGGUCCGAAAUUAUAGAUCAUGCAUUGCAAAUGAAAGAUAAAUCAUUCAAGUCGUUGAUAGAUAUCUUAACAAAUGCAUAUGAUCUGUGGAAAGGAGUUUUGAACGAAAACUUCUUAUUUUCGUUCAGAAACAGCAUUGAAGUGAAAGCUAGCAUGGACAUGGAAAUCGAAGUCCAGAAGAAUUUGUGGCGUUUUGAAUGUGAGGUUUUGGAGGAAGUGUCGAAGGUACCAUGGAGUAGGUUUGCAUCGUGUUCAAAGAAUGACCGCUUAGCAGAUAAAGUAAAUGCUGUUAUAACGGAAUUACAUUUAUUCUUAGACAGUAAAAUGUCUAAAAUAGAAAAUAACGUUACUAAAUUCUUCGAUGAAAAUGAAUAUAAACAAAUAAUAAAACAAUGGAAGCAAGGACAACUAAAUAAAAUUGAUGUAAAAUAUACUGCGCUAGACAAGACUAUAACAGAUGAAGUACACAAAGCAAAAGAAAGGAGAGAGCUUGAGCUGUUUGCAGAAUCCAGAAUCGAAAAACACGAAGAAGUACUGCGCAAGGAGUCAAUGAAUAGUGUGAAUAAAUAUAGAGGUAAGGACUUGUCUGACACAGAAAUAAAUAUGCUUUUUGAGGAUGUAUGGAAACCGUUUGAGGAUGAAGUUAAAAAAUCAUCUAAACCUUCAGGAGAAGUAAACUGUAUACGUGAUAUUUUAAUUGAAAGCCUUUGUAGUAUAUUUAAACGUGAAAGGGCAAUUCUAGAUCAAACAUUGCAUGCAAGAAAUGAUUUGAAAUGUCAGAAUGCACAACCAAUUUCUUUAAAAGGGUCGUUCAAAGAAACCGGUAUUGAUGAAACAGAUUUUAGUUACUCUUUGGUAAAAAAGGUAAAAGAAUUUAUAAAGUCUCAAAAUGCUAUGCCAAAUAUCAUAACACGUAUAGACCAAGUUUUUGAAGAGAUUGAGAGAAAGAUGGCGUACCCUACUGAUGUUGAACUAACUAAAAUUCAUGUAAACGCAAUUUUGCAUCAUCUUGGUCAAAAGUUGAAGGAAAUUGAAAGAGAUACAGAUGAAAUCAGCUUUAAAAGCACAUUUAGCGUUAAGUUAUACGUACAUGUAAGUUGCUAUGUACAUUAUGAAUUCGUAAAACACAAUCAAAAUCAUAGCCUAAAAUAUGGUAUUGAUGCUAAAUUAAGAAAAUUCAAAGAACAACAAAUAAUCAGCUUUGGAUUACAUAUCAAAAACAGAAAGAAAGAAGACAGAGUAGCUGAACUAUUUUGUAAUGUCUUGAAAGACUUUAUUCAUAACAUUACACUUGAAAUUCUUCCAAUUAAAGCUACUAAAGAGCUUAUCAGAAUACUGCCCGUCUCAAAAAAAAGAUUAAUCAUAUGCAUUUGCACCGACCUGAUAGAUGAUGAUAAUUUCGACAAUUUUAUUGAUUAUAUUAAUAGUCCAGAUAUGUAUGCAAACAAAUGGUUAUUACAAAAAAGUAAAGAAUACCUCUUUGGAAGCUCGGAAAUGCUAUUUGAACUGGCCAAAGAAAUAGCUGAUAGCCACUUUAAGGACUUGAAUAGAUGUUUUCAAGAAAGUGUAAGAAACAAUCAAAAUGCAAGCAUCACUAAACUUCUCGAUGAAUUUCUGUUGCAGCUACAGAAUAAAAAGCUUUCAAUUCCUUCAGAUGAUCUCAAAGAUGUUAGAAUCAAUGCAGCUAAAAUUGCAGAAAGUUCGUUUCAGGAUGUUGUAAAACUCAUAGAAUCAAAAAAGGAUGAAGUUAUUACGAAGUUGAAAAUCAAGUUGAGGUCAGAUUGUGUAGAAAACAUUCAAUGGCGAGGUUCAAAUCCAUAUAGUAAAGUCGAAAACGAGCUUUGGGGUUGCACUGAAAAAUGUGCGUUUUGCGGAGAGCCUUGCGAAGGUACCAAAGAUCACUCUGGAAAACACAGAACUAUCCAGCACAGACCUCCGUGCUGUAAAGGAGUGCGUGAAGGUGAUACUGGCUUAGCACGUCUUGCGUCGUGUAAUGUUAAUGUUAAAUCCGAGGAUAGGGCCCAUGGUUGCGGAGUAUUCGCUUAUCGAUGUAAUCCAG
Molecule: messenger RNA, 4633 nt
Organism: Mercenaria mercenaria
Lineage: Eukaryota; Metazoa; Mollusca; Bivalvia; Venerida; Veneridae
Product: interferon-induced very large GTPase 1-like
Exons: 1
Molecular function (GO): GTP binding
Source: RefSeq, a predicted model, not a curated record